This is a messenger RNA of Danio rerio (zebrafish), 3174 nucleotides long. The record is from RefSeq and is a predicted model, not a curated record. Lineage: Eukaryota; Metazoa; Chordata; Actinopteri; Cypriniformes; Danionidae.
CUUUCGCUUCUAGCGUUCCUUGUAGCGCAACGGAAACCCGACGACGAAACUGGCGUUGUGCGUCACGUGACCUGCUUUACAACCGGGUCACACUUCAAACUUAAUGCACAAAAUCUCCAUCUGAUAAAACAAAUAAAGUGUUAAAUCCGAGAGCAGUCUAUCGGGUUACAUUUUUUGCAGUCUAAUAAUAAACAAUGUCGCUUUCAGCAGCGCGUUCGUUUCUUUCGGAGGCGGCAUACGGCGAGCAGGAGCUGGACGCCAAUUCAGCGCUGAUGGAGCUCGAUAAAGGUUUACGGUCUUGUAAACUGGGCGAGCAGUGUGAAGCCGUGGUCCUUUUUCCCAAACUCUUCCAGAAAUACCCGUUCCCCAUCCUCAUCAACUCUGCCUUCCUGAAGCUGGCAGAUAUCUUCAGACUUGGCAACAAUUUCCUGCGGCUGUGUGUGCUGAAGGUCACGCAGCUGAGUGAAAAACACUUGGAGAAGAUCCUGAAUGUGGAUGAGUUUGUCAAAAGAGUGUUUUCUGUCAUCCACAGCAAUGACCCUGUGGCCCGAGCAAUCACCCUCAGAAUGCUGGGAAGUUUAGCUUCCAUCAUUCCAGAGAGAAAGAACGCUCACCACAGCAUCCGCCAAAGCCUGGACUCUCAUGAUAAUGUUGAAGUAGAAGCUGCUAUUUUUGCAGCCGCUAGCUUCUCAUCACACUCCAAAGAUUUUGCAGCAGGAAUUUGCAACAAGAUUAGUGAGAUGAUUCAAGGACUGGACACUCCAGUAGAGCUAAAGCUGAAGUUGAUCCCGAUGCUGCAGCACAUGCACCAUGAUGCCAGCCUGGCGUCGUGCAGCAGAGAGUUACUGCAGGAGCUGGUGUCCUCGUACCCAUCCACAUCCAUGCUGAUCGUCACACUGCACACCUUUACCCAGCUGGCCACAUCUUCACUCGUUGACAUACCGGAGCAGAUUUGUCUUCUUCUGCAGUACUUGAAGGAAGACCCCAGAAAAGCUGUAAAAAGACUCUCCAUUCAGGAUCUCAAGCUCCUGGCCAAAAAGGCUCCUCAUUUGUGGACCAGGAAAAACAUACAGGUGCUGUGCGAGUGUGCACUCCACACCCCAUAUAACAGCCUGAAGCUGGGAAUGCUGUCUGUCCUCUCCACAUUGUCUGGCACCAUCGCUAUUAAACAGUACUUCAGCCCUAAUGCAGGUGAUUCAUCUCCUGCACCUCACCACACUGACCUGGUAAAGCUGGCACAGGAGUGCUGUUAUCACAGUGACCUGGCAGUUGCAGCACAUGGAAUCACAGUGUUGACUAGCAUUGCUGCUUUCUGCCCUGAGAAAGAGGUCAUUCAGCUGGAACAGGAAACAGUGAUGGGGAUGGAGUCUCUCAUUCUGCUCUGCAGUCAAGAUGACAGUAAGACUGCCCAGGCCACACUAAAAACGGCGCUCACGUCUCUGGUGCAGAUGUUGAAGACUUGUCCUCAUCUCAGUCAGAGCUCAGUGGAGCUCCUGCUUAGGCAGCUGCAUUGCGCAUGUGACCCUGCUCGGGUGCUCAUGUGUCAGGCUCUGGCUGCUAUUGCCACACAACAGCCAGUGCUGGUAGAGGGAAUGCUGGGAGACCUGCUGGAGCUCUUCAGGGUGGCAAGUCACAGGACUUCAGAGAAACAGCAGGAGCUUCUGGUGUCUUUGGCAACUGUGUUAUUUGUGGCCAGUCAGGCGUCUCUCUCAGCUGAGGUGAAGGCUGUGAUCAGACAACAGUUGGAGAAUGUGGCCAAUGGCUGGACCGUGUACCAAAUUGCCAGACAAGCGUCCCGCAUGGGCUGCCAUGAUUUUUCCAGGGAGUUGUACCAGAGUCUUCGCACCCGUGUGGCCUCCGAACACUUUUACUUCUGGCUUAACAGUCUGAUGGAGUUUUCCCAAGCGGAGCAGUGCCUUAGUGGCCUGGAAGAUGGAGACUACAGUGCAGCCAUGAGCGCCAUCUCUGAAGCACUGAAAUCCUACCAGAAGGGAAUCGCAUCUCUCACGGCUGCCAGUACGCCGCUCAGUCCGCUGACAUUCCAAUGUGAGUUUGUGAAGCUGCGUAUAGACACUCUUCAGGCUCUGUCUCAGCUCAUUUGCACCUGCAACAGUCUGAAGACCAGUCCUCCUCCUGCCAUCGCAACCACGAUCGCUCUGUCCUCGGGCAGUGACUUGCAGCGCUGCGGACGAAUCUCCACACAGAUGAAGUUUUCCAUGGAUGAGUUUAGAAGUCUCGCAGCUCGCUAUGCUGACCUGUACCAGUCUUCGUUUGAUGCGGACUAUGCCACCCUUCGCAAUGUUGAACUACAACAGCAGAGUUGCUUACUCGUAUCUUAUGUUAUCGAAGCUUUAAUAAUCGAUCCACAAACAGCCAGUUUCCAGGAGUUUGGCACUCAUGGAUCAAUUCUGGCAGAGAGCGAGUAUGAGCUGAGAAUGAUGGCUGUGUUCAAUCAUGUCCUGGAGGAAGUGGAAAAUCUAAGCAGGAAACACCCUCCUGUUUCUUACCUGCUUGCUCUCUCUCCAUCUCCCCGCACACCCAAUGAGCCGAUCCCAGUGCAGAACAACCAGCAGCUGACCUUAAAAGUGGAGGGUGUUAUUCAGCACGGCUCCAGUCCGGGACUCUUCCGGAAGAUUCAGGCAGUCUGUCUUAAAGUCAGCUCGACGUUACAGACAAAACCAGGAUCAGACUUCAAGAUUCCUCUGGAAUCCAAAACCAACGAGAUUGAACAGAAAGUAGAGCCUCAUAACGAUUACUUCAGCACACAGUUCCUGCUCAACUUCUCCAUCCUGGGCACACACCAGGUAUCUGUUGAAGCCUCAGUGGUGGACACCAGUGGGAUUGAAUGGAAGACCGGCCCUAAAAACACUGUUUCGGUGAAGUCUCUGGAAGACCCAUAUUCCCAGCAGCUUCGGCAUCAAUUACAGCAGCAGCAGCAGAACGUCCCGCAGCCUGCAGCCCAGAGGAACAUCAGCACACGCUUCCAAUAAAAACACAACCAAUACAUACUGCAGCAUAAUAAUGUUCUGUGGUGCUCUCCUCAUGGACUUUUGUUUGGAAGCAGCAUUAGGGUUCAUUUGGUCACUGUGUAAUAAUAAAUACGUAUACUUUUUCUUUGUUUUCUGCAGCUGACAAAUGAUCGGCCUGCAUUUGUAAUAAAAUAACUCAUUUACA